GAGGAGAUGACUUCGCUUCAGAAGCGAACACUUUCUGAAAAAAUGCCGGCAAAGCUUCCCAGUCGGAAAAAGGUUAACUUCCUAGAUAUGUCUCUAGAUGACAUUGUAAUCUGUAAAAAGUUUAAAAAGACAAAUGCUGAAAUAGAAAAAAGUGAAAGACAGAUUCAUAGUAAAAAGGAUUCGCCUUCAAGACAGCAAUCAAAUGAUCAUGGACAUCGCCAUCAGAAAGGCUACUCAGGAUUCAGAAGCAACUCUGAGGAAGGAAAUCAUGAUAAACAACCAUCCCAAGAACCUUCUGGAUUGAAGUCUGGACAACACCCUUUAAAUAGGCAGCCUUUAUUUGAGCAGGAGAAGUACGAUGACAAUUAUAAGGCCCAUGCAGAGAAGAAUCAAGGCCAGUCAGAGGGGAACCUGCAUCAAUCAGAAGGAAAUCUGGACAAAUCAGAAGGAUCUCAGGGCCAACAAGAAGAAAAUCAUCAUUCUGAGCAAUCCCGAUACCACUUAAAGAGAUCUCAUUGUCAAUCAGAGAAAUCUCAAGGGCAACUAAAGAGAUCUCAUAGCCAAUCUGGGAGAUCUCAUGGCCAAUCUAAGAGAUCUCAUGGUCAUACAGAGAGAUCUCAUAGCCACUCAGAGAGAUCUCGUGGCCAAUUAGAGAGAUCUCAUGGUCACUCAGAGAGAUCUCAUGGUCACUUGAAGAGAUCUCAUAGCCACUCAGAGAGAUUUCAUGAUCUCAUGGUUACUCAAAGAGAUCUAGCCACUCAGAGAGAUCUCAUGGCCAAUCAGAGAGAUCUCAUGGUCACUCAAAGAGAUUUCAUAGCCACUCAGAGAGACCUCAUGGUCACUCAGAGAGAUCUCAUAGUCACUGAGAGAGAUCUCGUGGCCAAUCAGUCAGGGAGAUCUCAUGGUUAA
Messenger RNA from Saimiri boliviensis boliviensis (Bolivian squirrel monkey), 909 nucleotides. RefSeq names its product leucine zipper protein 4 (gene LUZP4). Lineage: Eukaryota; Metazoa; Chordata; Mammalia; Primates; Cebidae. The record is from RefSeq and is a predicted model, not a curated record.